Spea bombifrons (plains spadefoot toad) is the source of this 1376-nucleotide messenger RNA. RefSeq names its product heterogeneous nuclear ribonucleoprotein C (gene HNRNPC). The record is from RefSeq and is a predicted model, not a curated record. The transcript is spliced from 10 exons. Gene Ontology annotation, cellular component: nucleus. Gene Ontology annotation, molecular function: RNA binding. Bases 322 to 1203 code for a protein of 293 amino acids. Lineage: Eukaryota; Metazoa; Chordata; Amphibia; Anura; Pelobatidae.
ACGCAGUGAGGAGAUUUUGCUGCGGCCAUUUUGUGGUUAAGACGCUGUUCGAAGGGUUUCGUUGUUAUCGGUUUCGUUCGGCACCGUCUGAUAUUUUAAAGAGAAGUCGUUUGUUUGAAAAACGCAUUGCAAGAUAACGUGCAGCAGUGAUUACUGCAGGAGAAAAAGCAGCGAAGAAUUUUUUUUGAAACGUCUACUACAUUCCCUUCAUUCAGACUCCUGCCCCUCCCUCUUCCUUCCCUUCCAUCCCUCUGCCCCAUCACUGGCAGCCAGCAGCAAAGAGCGGACAAAGAUCUAUUUGGCAUCCAAUCCUUCUGGCACAUGGCUUCACUUUCUCCCGUAGGGCAUUACGUGAUGGCAAGCAACAUCACUAACAAAACAGAUCCUCGUUCACUAAACUCACGUGUAUUUAUUGGGAACCUUAACACCCUAGUAGUGAAGAAAGCAGACGUGGAAGCCAUUUUCUCCAAGUAUGGCAAGAUUGUGGGCUGCUCCGUGCACAAGGGUUUUGCUUUUGUUCAGUAUGCUAAUGAACGCAAUGCCCGUACUGCUGUGGCUGGGGAAGAUGGGCGUAUGAUUGCCGGCCAGGUCCUUGAUAUUAAUCUCGCUGCUGAGCCCAAGGUUAACAGAGGGAAAGGAGGUGUCAAACGAUCGGCAGCUGAUAUGUAUGGGUCAUCAUUUGAUCUGGAUUAUGAUUUCCAGCGAGACUAUUAUGACAGCUACUCAGCAACUCGUGUGCCGCCUCCUCCCCCUAUUGCACGGGCUGUAGUGCCGUCUAAACGCCAGAGAGUUUCUGGAAAUACAUCACGCCGCGGUAAAAGUGGCUUCAACUCAAAGAGUGGCCAGAGAGGCGGUUCCUCCAAGUCUAGUCGGCUAAAGGGUGAUGAUCUUCAAACUAUUAAAAAGGAGCUGAGUCAGAUAAAACAGAGAGUAGAUUCUCUCCUGGAAAGUCUAGAGCGGAUCGAGCGUGAACAAUCCAAACAAGAGACAAAAUUAGAUGACGAGCAGAGCAGUAGCUCUCAAAAGAAAGAGGAAACAAGUGCAAAAAGUGUUACAGAGGAAGCAGGUGACUCUGCAGAAGAAGGAGACCUCCUUGAUGAUGAUGAUGAACAGGGGGAAGACACACUGGAAGAAAUUAAAGAUGGUGACAAAGAGACAGAGGAAGGUGAAGAUGAAGGGGACAGUGCAAAUGAAGAUUCUUAAAUGUUACAUGCAUCUUAACCUGCCUAUUCUCUCCGUUCAUAGCUCUACCCCUCCAACCAUCACAGUUGCGAUGUGUUCUCUAAGCUUGUUUAAUAUGCACCCAUUGCUUUCUCUGCAGCCUCUUUCAUUUUGAUACCUCUGCGACUUCUAGAAUAAAAGUGUAUUGUUUUUAA